AUGGUUGCUGAUGGGCGGCUAGACCCGUCCUCUACUCAGGCAGUGUAUCAUGACGCCAGAGCUGCUCAGUCGUCGCCAAUGGAGGGCCUGUCAGUUGGACACAUCGUGAUGAUCGUCGAUCUUCAACUCCCAGAGCAUCAUGGCCUAUUGGAAAAUCAGAGCAACGUGAUCCAUGGGCUAGAUGGGCUGAUUCGUCGCGGAGGUCAAGGUCCAGACCGAACCUACAUCCGACCUGGUAACCGCUAUGAACAGGAGAAGCUGCUGAAGCAGAGCCACACACUGUACGUCGGGAACCUCUCCUUCUACACCACAGAGGAGCAGGUACACGAGCUGUUUUCUAAAAGUGGAGACGUCAAGCGCAUCAUCAUUGGUCUGGAUAAAGUCAAAAAGACAGCCUGUGGAUUCUGCUUUGUAGAAUACUACACACGUACAGGUGCAGAGAAUGCCAUGCGCUUCAUUAAUGGCACACGGCUGGAUGACCGGAUCAUCAGGACAGACUGGGAUGCCGGCUUCAAGGAGGGAAGGCAGUACGGCCGUGGCAAAUCUGGAGGACAGGUGAGAGAUGAGUACAGGCAGGACUACGACCCAGCCAGAGGGGGCUACGGGAAGCUGGCUCAGCAGCAUCGACCCACAGAGGCACGUAAUAGUUUUUAGACUGAACCCCACCGCAGCAGUCUGCCUGGUCUCCACAGAGCCCCACCCUCAAUGCUGGACCACAUUCAUUCUCAAACCAUGCUACAACAUGCUGCCACAGAUUGUUUGUCCACAGUGGCUGGAUUUCUGUCCCUGUCUCACCCCAGCCUUCCAUCAUUCUACAUGUUAACACAGGUCACACUCUUCACUGUCAUUUCUCUUUUUUUGUCAUUAUCCUGCAUAAAAUGCAGCAUGUAGUGGCUGUGUUCAUGUAUCAAAUAUCAAGACAAAAUGAUCUUGUUGAGUCUCCAUGUCAGGAUGAAAUCAUAGUCUAGUGAAGUAAUACAACGAAAGCAUUUUGUCAUUUUACUGAUUUCCAUGAAUGAAGCUUCAGAUAGUAUGUACUCUUUUCUUUUUU
Messenger RNA from Larimichthys crocea (large yellow croaker), 1051 nucleotides. RefSeq names its product nuclear cap binding protein subunit 2 (gene ncbp2). The transcript has 6 exons. NCBI's taxonomy places the organism in Eukaryota, Metazoa, Chordata, Actinopteri, Sciaenidae. Gene Ontology annotation, biological process: mRNA cis splicing, via spliceosome. The record is from RefSeq and is a predicted model, not a curated record. The coding region runs from base 1 to 654 and encodes 217 amino acids. Gene Ontology annotation, molecular function: RNA cap binding. Gene Ontology annotation, cellular component: nuclear cap binding complex.